CUACAUUUGUCAAAUGAUAAGUGUCAAGCGUGGCUAUCCCGUGGUUAUCACUGAUUCCUGUUUUUUUGUGAACAAGUAUAUAAUAUAGUAUAUAGUUAAAAUAUAUCAAACAAACAUGAAAAUACCCGAGAAAAAGCAGCCAAAAAAGCAAAAAAUUAAAAAGAAGCCUAUAACGAAGCCAAAAAAAGAAAAAGUACUUCUCGUAGCCCAAGAAUUUCAAUUUGCGCGUAAACUUUCGGGAAACGAUAAAAAAGCACGCGAUCGUGUACUGAAAACAUUUAAAAAGUGGCUGUUGAAAUUGUUUGAGAAAGGAUGUGAGUUAAGUGAAGAGAGUUUUAUACGAGUAUGGAAGGGUUUGUUCUACGCUGUUUGGAUGUCGGAUAAACCUUUAAUUCAGGAGGAAUUAUGCGACAACAUAGCGAGUAUUCUAGAUCUAUUCUCCACCAAUGAAGUAGCGAGUGCUAUGAAGAUGGUCAAGGCUGGCUUCAAGGUCUUGGCUAGGGAGUGGUAUGGCAUUGACCAACACAGGCUAGAUAAGUUUCUUAUGCUCGUCCGUCGGUACCUCCGCGGUAGUUUCCGGUGCCUACUGCGCUGUGAAUGGAGCUUAGAAAGUUGCAAACUAUUCUCUGAUAUGUUGAGCAAUGAUGACGGUUUGUUGGCGCUACAGAGUCCCGUGUACGCACGUAACGCGCUCUCGAUGGUUCUGCACAUCAUCGACUGUUACUUGGAAGAACUGUCCAAGGUGUCAAAGGGAGUGAUCCCAGACGAAAGUCUGGUGUGUCUCCUGCAACCCUUCCUAUCCCUGGUGUGCGGGGCGAGGGAUGACCGCAGCACUGCAGCUCGGAGGUUGCUGACGGCUCUUGUUAGACAGAGUGAACCCGGUCUGGAAUAUGACAGCAAGACCAGAGCUUGGCAACGGAUGGGGUGUCCAGCAGGAGGACCGGAUGCGUUGGAAUUGGCUUCGGAUGAAGAAGCUGAUGAGGAACAGGCUCCCGAGGAUAUGGAAGAUACGGAGAACGGCCCACUAGACCCUCGCGCGGGUCGCGUCCACGUGAUCCUGCGACCCCUGCCAGUGCCGGCCGCUCUGUUAGCCACUGAACUACGGCGACUGCUCGCCGGCGCCAGCUCCAAGGCUUACACUCGAGCUAGGAUUUGUGCAGAGAGAUUCGAAGAGCUAGCCAAAAAUAACUACCCCCUGAAGGUUCCGGAGACCGACGUGCAAGGUUUGGAACCGAACCUAGAUCGAUUUGAACCAAUGCGGGCCGCUUCACGACUACACAAGUUGGAGAAAACUCUGAUAAACAAAUCUGAUGAACUCGCUUUGAGAGGUCUAAGUCGUAAACAUCGCAAGCGACUCUUAGCCCGGAGUCGCGCUGGACUCAGUCUAGUCGAUGAGAUAGCAGCGCAAACUGAGGCCACUAAUGGAGGUUGGCAAGUAGAAACAACGGAAACAGAUGACAAAGCCAAGAAGAACGAAUCGAAUAAAGAAAAUAAAACUUCCAAGAAGAAAGACAGAAAAAGGAAGCAGAAAGAAGAUGUUACAGUCCCAAGUAAAAAACCUAAAUUAAACAAAACUGAACUAAUCGCUGAGAAUACUAAAAUUAAAAGUAACGAAAAACAAAUAAAUAUCAAAAAAGAUAAACGAAAGAACGAUAAGCCAAAACCAAAUGUUGAAACAAAACCAGAUUCCAUCGCUAAUAAAAAUUCUGAAGGAAAUGACAAAAUGAAAUUGAAAAAAGAUAAACUGAAGAAACAAAAUGAAAAUACGACGAAAGUUCUGGCGGUUAAUAAUGAAAGUAACAAGAAAAAUAACACAGAUAAAGUGUUAAGGAAGAAUGAAAAAGACGCGCAGACGCAAAACAAUAAACCCGUCAAAGAGGUAAAACAAGCAAAUAAAAAAAAAGAAAAUAAAAAUGAACCGAAAAGCAAAGACAAGGUUCAACAGAAACCUACAUUAGUUGUAAGUAAAAUUAAGAACUAUCAAAAACAAGUUAGCCCUAAUGCAAAAAAGGACCAGAGUCCAAAGAAAAAAGUAAUUAUGGAAACUCCGAAAAAAGUAAAAUUUGUACUAAAAAAUAAUUGUAUGCAAGGCACCGUAGAGUAUUACAAAAGUGUCAGACAGAGUCCGAACAUACCGUUUGAUAGCAGCAAACAACCGACUAAACCAAAUCUCAAGCCAUCAACCCCAUCUCCAAUCAAUCCAUUCUUCAAAAAGAAGUUGAAAAUGAAAAAUAAACAAUAAUUUCUUGGGUUAAAUAAAUAAAUUUAAAAAAAUUGAAUUUUUUAUCAGUGAUUAAUACUUAGUGACGGAUUUUUAGUGUAUUGCAUCGAAAUGCAGUAACAAUUUCUUAAAUUAGGUAAAUGACUUGAACAAUAAUCCAGAACAUUUUUACUUUCAAGUAUGUUUCCCUCUACGUUUUCAAAUUAUCUUAAUGGGCAUCAUAUAAAUGAAGAUUCAAUGGCUAGUACUACUAGGUAACAUAAAUAUUGCUUGGGAAUUGUCGCGAGAAAUAUUUAUGCAAUUAUCGUCAAUUAACAAUUUUUAAGUGAUCACCAUUGCUGCCUCGGCAGACUUAUGUUAAGGAAAUUUAAGUGUUUCUUAUAUGUUUUGUUAUAUUUAUUAAAUAUCUUACACAAUACAGUAA
Molecule: messenger RNA, 2645 nt
Organism: Melitaea cinxia (Glanville fritillary)
Lineage: Eukaryota; Metazoa; Arthropoda; Insecta; Lepidoptera; Nymphalidae
Gene: Nnp-1
Product: ribosomal RNA processing protein 1 homolog
Exons: 11
Coding region: 116-2242 (708 amino acids)
Biological process (GO): rRNA processing
Cellular component (GO): nucleus; preribosome, small subunit precursor; preribosome, large subunit precursor
Source: RefSeq, a predicted model, not a curated record